Molecule: messenger RNA, 1359 nt
Organism: Rodentolepis nana
Lineage: Eukaryota; Metazoa; Platyhelminthes; Cestoda; Cyclophyllidea; Hymenolepididae
Source: the annotation of a GenBank genome assembly
AGUACAGAGGAAGACUUACUUUGCUAUUUCAUUUACCUCUUGAUAUGCUAUUCCUCUUUUAAAGGUGAACCAGAAGUCGAUGCCAAACAAAAUGGGAAUAGGGAAAGGGAUAUUGAAGAGCGCGUUGGUGAUUGCGCAAAGUAUAAAGCACCACGAGUUCCCUUUGGCAAAGUCUGCGAAACCCUCGCAUCUACCGUCCACUCAGACAGCUCUGUUCUCCUCCUCUACCUUCUACUUCAUCGUAAUGACCUCUUCCGUGCCUUUGUCAUGGAAACACAUCUAUAUGAGAAGUUUGCCUUUCAUAUAUGUCUGCUAAUGUACCGAUCUCCAGCGGAAAACUCCCAUCUUAUUUAUAUGGCUCUUAUUGUUCUGCUUAUUCUCACGGAAAAUGAGAACUUUGCUAAGGACAUUCAUGAAAUGCCGGUGAAAAAACUACCGCCAAGUGUUGAUAGGCAAUUGACAGGUGUGACACUAGGCGGUCUUCUAGUCCUGGUUCUCACGCGAACAAUCCAGCACCAUUUGAAUCAACUCAGAGACAAGUAUCUACAUAUUAACAGCCUUGCAGCCCUGGCCAAUCUUUCACCUAAAAUCACCAAUCUCAGUCCCUAUAUAAGCCAGGCUCUAGUUGGCCUUCUACAGAAAUUGGUUAAGCGACAUAAGCGUCUGGUGAAUGAGAUUCGAACUCUGAAUGAUCAGCUGAAGGAGCAGGAAAAGGCAAAUGGACUCCCAUCAUCUUCUUCCCCUGAGGUUCGAUUGAAUAUGGUGUCCUCUUCAGAUGCUCUGUUACAGGACCUGUCCUUGCUGGAGGAGGUUAUCCGAAUGACACUUGAGAUUUUCAAUUCCAUUCUGACUCACUCUCUCGCUCAGAAUACUCACCUUGUCUACAAUCUUCUCUAUCAACGCGAAUAUCUCACACCCAUCCAUACGCAUCCUUCAUUCAGCGAUUUAAUGCAGAACAUAGACACGGUUUUGGGCUUCUUCGCUUCACGAAUCGAAAAAGAGCUUGGUCCCCAGCCCACCGAAACGUCAACAGUGAUGACUGUGAUUACCAAAUCAAUGCCCGAUUUUCCACGAGCUCACACUUUGAAAGAAUUCCAGGAGCUUAAAUUCAAAUACGUGGAGGAAGACUCUCCAGAUGAAUUUUUUAUACCUUAUGUCUGGUCCUUGGUCUACCCACAUGCUGGCCUAGCGUUUGAGGCCAAAUCACUCAUUUCAUUUGGGUGCUAUGAAUACUGUGGAAGUGAAGAGGAGGAGGCAGGCACUAGUGCCUCCUUAUACACUGGCUCCGCUGCCACCAGUGUAAUGUUGGGAAAUGAACUGACUAAUCUCAAUAUCAAUGCACCAUCAUCAGUACAAUAG